AUGAACACAUUGGUGAAAUGGAAAAGUGAACUUGGUACCAGCAAUAAUGAUGCUCGCGAUGAUCUCAACUCAAAGCUCCGAGACUCAGUUACUUUCAUUCCUCUCAAAGACUUGAGGUUCACCAAAACUGCAAUGGAGGGCAACACUUGGUUUAUGAGCUCUUUCAGCGACACAUACGAAGAAAAUGAAUCCCAAUACCUCUAUUUCCCUUCACAAGCGUCCAAGGGAAGACUGCUAUGCAUCAAAGGUCAUGACCAAAAAGAUGGCACCAAGAAUUCGUAUGCCUUGGCAUGGCCUCAAAGUCUACCAAAUUCAACUACAUACUUGCAGGGCCUCACAUUUGUGUCUGACACAUACUAUGAUUAUGUUAACUUGUGGCAUGGCCUCUCUGCUGUGGUCCCUUUUGUUGGUUGGUCCAUGAAGAACAGGUGCUUAAAGCCGACGAGAUGGGUGUUGUUCCACUGGGGAGAGCUGAGGGACAAAAUGGGAUUGUGGCUACAGAACUUAAUGGAAGCAAACUUCGGAAAAAUGGUGGUUGAAGAAAUGGGAAAAGGAGAAGGGCCUUAUUGUUUUGAGAAGGCUGUUGUGAUGAGACAUAAUGUUGGAAAAAUGGGGAAGGAGAAGAAGCUUCAAGACUCUGACUUGCUGAGGUGUAAGGCAAGAGUGUUUUGUGGCAUAAACCCUGCAGGUAGAGGGAAAGAGGUUGGUGUAACAGGGGAGCCAAUUAUAAAAGUAACUUUGUUAAUGAGGAAAGCUUUAAGAUCAUUCAAGGAUCCAACAGCCGUUAUUAGUGUAUUUGCAAGGGAGUGUGCAAUGGUGGAUGGGUGCUUGUUAGACGUUGUUCAGUCUGAAAACCUAAGUUUCUGUGAUCAGGUUCGGGUAAUGACCAACACAGAUAUCCUUGCAUCCCCACAUGGUGCUCAGCUAACAAACAUGCUCUUCAUGGAUAGAAACAGUAGCGUGAUGGAAUUCUUCCCCAAAGGGUGGUUGGAGUUUGCCGGGGUCGGCCAGUAUGCUCACCACUGGAUGGCAGAUCAAACCGGUAUGAAGCACCAAGGCGCAUGGUGGGAUCCUAAUGCUGAAGAGGAAUGUCCUGAUCCUAAAAAUCAACCAGAAUGCUUCAACUUUUACAAAGAUGGCAAGGUCGGUCACAAUGAAACCUACUUUGCAGAGUGGGCUAGAGCUGUUCUGGACCAUGUUAGGAUAAGCAAGCAGGAAGCCAUGAACACUUCACAGAGACGUUCAAAUGCUUUAGGCCUCUAA
Argentina anserina (silverweed cinquefoil) is the source of this 1263-nucleotide messenger RNA. RefSeq lists its product as uncharacterized. The transcript has 4 exons. Gene Ontology annotation, molecular function: glycosyltransferase activity. The record is from RefSeq and is a predicted model, not a curated record. NCBI's taxonomy places the organism in Eukaryota, Viridiplantae, Streptophyta, Magnoliopsida, Rosales, Rosaceae. Bases 1 to 1263 code for a protein of 420 amino acids.